Messenger RNA from Eublepharis macularius, 1021 nucleotides. RefSeq names its product sushi, nidogen and EGF-like domain-containing protein 1. The coding region runs from base 73 to 870 and encodes 265 amino acids. NCBI's taxonomy places the organism in Eukaryota, Metazoa, Chordata, Lepidosauria, Squamata, Eublepharidae. Gene Ontology annotation, biological process: cell-matrix adhesion. The transcript is spliced from 7 exons. The record is from RefSeq and is a predicted model, not a curated record.
UUCUGGAUUCGUAAGAGCUGUGUGAAGUCUCUCAAGCAUACAUUCGCACAGUAGUCCAAAUAAGCCACCAGGAUGGAGACUUUCUGUGUUUUCCUUCUACUGGCAGUGGGAUCAACGCUGACUUCUCCUGUCCAGGACUCCAAAGAUUCCUUGAUGUAUCCUUAUGGGCCAAACCAAGGUGAUAUGGAGAAUCCCAAGGAAGAUGAUGGGACAUCUCCAGAAAUUACUCUUACAGAGCCCUUCGCCUUCUAUGGCAAGCAAUACCACUCUCUCUACGUAAACAACAACGGUGUGGUCUCCUUUGGUGUGAAUGUCUCACAGUACACCCCUGACCCUUUCCCUCUGGAUGGUGGAUCUCCCUUUGUGGCUCCCUUUUGGGGUGAUGUCGACACUCGGAUUGCGGGGAAGGUCUAUUGGAGGCAGACACGGGACCAAGCGGUGCUUCGCCGUUGCACUGCAGAUAUCAACCAAUACUUCCCUGAGGUCCCUUUCGUAGCUGUCUGGGCCCUCAUUGCUACCUGGGACCAUGUUGCCUUCUUUAGAUCUGCUUCAAAGAAGGUCAACACCUUCCAAGCUGUCUUGACCACUGAUGGAAAUAUAGCUUUUAUCAUGCUGAACUACGCUGAUAUCCAGUGGACCACAGGUCCAGCAAGUGGGGGGGAUCCCAAGACUGGCCUUGGAGGAAUCCCAGCACAGGCUGGAUUUGACAGCGGAGACAAAAUACAUUACUACAACAUCCCUUCUUCCCGCACCGCUGAUGUUGUCAAUAUUGGAGGAACCACCAAUGUGGGUGUGCCGGGGCGAUGGGUCUUCCAGGUGGAUGAAUUUGUGGCUGCAGUCACCACAGAGAGCAUCGACUGUUUGCUGUGAGAUCUCGUUCAACUCAUGACCUUCACUUCUCCAUCUACCAGGACAGGAUGUGCUCCAACCUCGGCAAUAAACCCUCUCCUACUCCAUACAGUCACAGAGCCUUUUAAAUUCACAGUUAAUUGUAGCAUAGUAAUAAAUGACUCUGCGUACA